Molecule: messenger RNA, 1320 nt
Organism: Brassica rapa (field mustard)
Lineage: Eukaryota; Viridiplantae; Streptophyta; Magnoliopsida; Brassicales; Brassicaceae
Source: RefSeq, a predicted model, not a curated record
UCCACAUAGGUAGAGAUAGAGAGAGAACAAAUAAAAGUUUAAAUUAAAUUUUAUCUCCAUGGCUGCUGAGAAGAAGAAACACUUACGUGAGCUUCUUGAAGAUGACCAAGAACCUUUUCAUCUCAACCAUUACAUAGCCGACCUUCGAUCACAGAUGGGUUACUCCGAUUUGCGUGUCAAGAAACUAAAGCCCCAAAACGCAGCCGUUCUACCUCCUGGUUUCUUCACAUGCGGCGAGAGCUCUUGUUUCUUGGCAACUCAUCAUACUAAUAAAUCUCCUCUCUUUGAACUCCGGUCGCCGUCGAAGAAGGAAUCUAGUGACGGUCAAGUUUUCCUUCGUAUUCCUGCGAGAACCGCCGCAAUUCUACUAGAAGCGGCGACGAGGAUACAGAAGCAGCAGUCAGAGAAGGCUAACAAGACUAACAACAGAGGAAACGCGUUUGGGUUGUUCGGGUCCGUUUUGAAGCGGUUGACAAACCGUAAAGCAAAACCGCGUUCGGAUAACGCUGAUAAGUGCUUUUGUGAGAGCCCUUUUCAUUUCGUUCUCCAUGCAACUCCUUCUACUUCCAGUCAACAGACUCCACAGUUCACGUCGACGGCUACUUCUCCGGCACGACGUAGUACAGAGGAUGAAGAUAGCGAUGAGACAGAGAGCUUAGAGAAAGUGAGAGGACAAGACGAAGAAGAUAAAGAAGAGGAAGACAAGGAACAAUGUAGCCCUGUUUCUGUACUUGACCCUCUUGAGAAAGAAGAGGACCACCACCAACGAGAGGUGCCUGACCAUCUCAAUCUCCUCUCGUGCAGCUUUGAAGUUGUACAACGGACGAAAAGGCGGCGGCUACUCAAGAAGCUUUGUAGAUUCGAGAAGUUGGCAGGGAUGGACCCAGUAGACCUCGAAGGGAAGAUGUCAGAAGAACAAGAAGAAGAGAAUGAGGAGAGCGUGGAAGACGAUAACAUGAGGGUUUAUGAUUUGGCUGAAGAAUAUGAGGACAUGGAUGAAGCCAUGGCACGAGAGAGCGGAUGGGUGGAAGAGGAGAGGACGAAGAAGUGGAGGAUGAUGAAUGCAUGGAGGCUAGGAAUGGGUGCGGAGGAAGCCGCGGAGGCGGUGGUGCAGAAAGAUAUAAGAGGGGAGGCCGGAGAAUGGACAAGACACGGUGGAGAAGUGGAGGAGGCUGUGUCGGAAAUCGAGCUCUCUAUCUUCAUCUUCUUGAUUGAUGAAUUUUCCCACGAACUUGUCUCCUCCUUCAUGAACGAAUAAUGAAUUUUAUUAGAGAAAGGAAAGUUACUAGAUUUCUAGAUAUCUUUGACUUGGUUAACCUA